This is a messenger RNA of Cucurbita moschata (crookneck pumpkin), 1563 nucleotides long. Its product is annotated as sugar transport protein 10-like. The record is from RefSeq and is a predicted model, not a curated record. Gene Ontology annotation, biological process: monosaccharide transmembrane transport. Gene Ontology annotation, cellular component: membrane. Bases 1 to 1563 code for a protein of 520 amino acids. NCBI's taxonomy places the organism in Eukaryota, Viridiplantae, Streptophyta, Magnoliopsida, Cucurbitales, Cucurbitaceae. The transcript has 3 exons. Gene Ontology annotation, molecular function: monosaccharide transmembrane transporter activity.
AUGGCCGGAGGUGGGUUUGUUUCUCAGUCCGGUGGUAAGGUCUAUGAGGGAGGUGUCAAUGCUUUUGUUAUUAUCACUUGUAUGGUUGCAGCCAUGGGCGGUCUCAUCUUUGGAUACGAUCUCGGAAUAUCAGGAGGGGUGACUUCAAUGGAAACUUUCCUGAAGCAAUUCUUCCCAUCAGUGUAUGAACAACAAGAAAAGGCGGCAGGAGGGAACCAGUACUGCAAGUUUGACAGCCAGCUCCUAACAUUGUUCACAUCUUCACUAUACUUGGCUGCAUUAUUUGCCUCUUUCUUUGCAUCAACCGUAACCAGGGCUUUUGGAAGAAAAAUGUCAAUGCUGGUUGGAGGCUUAGUCUUCUUGUUGGGCUCAAUCUUAAACGGAGCUGCUGUCAACGUCGAAAUGCUAAUCAUCGGUAGAUUGCUACUCGGAUUCGGCGUCGGCUUUGCCAAUCAGUCGGUUCCAGUUUACCUUUCGGAAAUGGCACCCGCAAAAAUCAGAGGAGCUCUAAACAUCGGCUUCCAAAUGGCCAUUACCAUAGGGAUCUUUGUGGCAAAUCUAAUCAACUACGGAACAGCACAGAUCAAAGGCGGAUGGGGAUGGAGGCUGUCCUUAGCUCUUGCAGCCGUGCCAGCAAUCAUGAUGAGCGUUGGCGCGCUGUUCCUACCCGACACCCCCAACUCGAUCCUCGAGCGAGGCAACACGGAGAAGGCGAAGCAGAUGUUGAAAAAGAUUAGAGGUUUGGAUGAUGUGGACGAGGAAUUUCAAGACCUUGUGGAUGCAUGCGAGGCUGCAAAGAAAGUGCAACACCCUUGGAAGAACAUCAUGCAGCCAAGAUACAGGCCUCAGCUUGUGAUAUGCAUGUUCAUCCCAUUCUUCCAGCAGCUCACAGGAAUCAAUGUCAUUACAUUCUACGCGCCGGUUCUCUAUAAAACUCUCGGGUUCGGCGACAGCGCAUCGCUCAUGUCUGCGGUGAUCUCGGGCGCAGUCAAUGUCGUGGCGACGAUCGUAUCGAUCGUGACGGUGGACAGGUUCGGUCGGAAGUUUUUGUUCCUGGAAGGAGGUAUACAGAUGUUCAUUUCCCAGAUUGCUGUGGGAUUGAUGAUAUGGAAGAAUUUUGGAGUCAACGGUGAAGGAUCAAUGUCGGGAGGAAAAGAGGCUGAUAUCUUACUGUUUCUAAUCUGUGUCUACGUGGCAGGGUUCGCGUGGUCGUGGGGGCCGUUAGGAUGGUUGGUGCCAAGUGAGAUCUGCCCGCUCGAGAUUCGGUCGGCGGGUCAAGCAAUCAACGUGUCGGUCAAUAUGUUGUUGACUUUCUUCAUAGGUCAACUGUUCUUGUCAAUGCUUUGCCACAUGAAGUUUGGUCUGUUCUUCUUCUUUGCAGGGUUUGUGGCGGUUAUGACCGUUUUCAUACACUUCUUCUUGCCUGAGACAAAGAAUGUCCCAAUUGAGGAAAUGAACGGUGCGUGGAAGGCUCAUUGGUUUUGGGGGAAGUUCAUUCCGGACGAUGCUGUCAUUGGCCAUCAUCAUCCUUCCAAUGUCGAGCUCUAUGGCAAGGUUGUCUGA